Messenger RNA from Arabis nemorensis, 8070 nucleotides. The record is from the annotation of a GenBank genome assembly. NCBI's taxonomy places the organism in Eukaryota, Viridiplantae, Streptophyta, Magnoliopsida, Brassicales, Brassicaceae.
AUGGAUAAGAAAAAGAACCGUGCCGAUCCACUCGCUGCUGGACGCCAGAAGCUUCAACAGUUUCGUCAAAAGAAGGCUGACAAAGGCACUGAUCAGAAAAAGGACCCCAAAGGCAGUACAAGCCAAGGAAAAUCCUCCAAAAAAUCUGGUAAAUCUGACAAGCAUGAGCGUAAACCUGACACAAAUGCUGUCAGUGACGAGGCAGAAGCUCCAUCUAAUGUGGCUGCAGGAGGAGCUACAUCUCAUAUGAAUUCUGGUGAGGAGGUUGUUGAUUCUCCACAAACUUCUGCAAAUGCAUUAGCUCCCGAAUAUGUUUCAGUCCAUGGUUCAUCAUCAGAAUCUGAUACGAUUCAGCCAGGAAACACCACAGAAACUUCUGAUAGUGGAGCUGAACUGAGAAAAGAAGUAAAUUCUGAAAAGGGAGUUACACAUGACGACGCAUCUAUUAAUGGUGACAGAAGCUUUGCUGCUUCUGGAAACCUAGCGGAGGGGGAAGGAGUUGAAGUUCAAAGUGGAUCUGGGAAUGUGGAAAAGCCGCAGCAUCAGCCAGCCUCGCUGCAUGAUUCUAUUCCUGAUGUUUCCUUGAUUAGUGCAAGGGGAGAUCAGGUAACUGAUGAAGACGAUGUUGCACCCAUGGAACAGUUUUCUGAAUCAUCUGCAAAGGCAGUUGUGGAUAGGAUUGCAAUUGAAGAAAAGCAAGCAAGCUAUCCAGCUGUUGUGGGUUCAUCUGCUUCUGCUUCUCACUUUGCAGAGGGCUCCUCAGUUACAUCUGAUCCAGUUGAGCUAGAAGGAAUAAAUGGUAAAAUUAGAAGCCAGCAGAUUAGUGAAGCUGCAGAGCUUAAUGAAGAGAAACCAGAAACAUCUAUUGGUCACGUGCCUUCAGCUGAACCUGAGGAAAGCUCUGUUACAGAUGUGGUUAGUCAGCUGCAAUUGCCUGAGAGCGUCAGUAUAUCUAGAUUUGUGAGCCACGAGGAACCUCGUAAAAUGGACACACUGAAGCCAUCUGGCGAAGUUUCUGCUGCUCAUGUUCAUGAAGGCCGCUCAGUUAGCUUCUUACAGCUUAUAGGUAUUGUACAGGGACUUGGACAAGAUGAAUAUCAAGUUUUGUGCAACGCAAGAGAGGCUGCUUCCAGUACUGAGCCAGGAACAAGUUCGUUGGAGCGAUUAAGAGAAGAACUCUUUGUUUCGAGUACCAUGGAAGAUAUACGCCAUGUGCAACUUACAGAACAGUCUAAUUUACAAAAUGAGUUUGAUCAUCAACAUAAUCAAUUUGUAGCUGAAAUAUCACAGCUUCGUGCAUCAUAUAACGCGGUGACGGAAAGGAAUGAUUCUCUUGUGGAGGAACUAUCAGAGUGCCAGUCUAAACUCUAUGCUGCUACAAGCUCAAGUGAGAAGCUUAAUAAUCAGCUUAUUGCUACAGAAGCACAAGUGGAGGAUUUCACUGCUAAGAUGAAUGAGUUGCAGCUUAGCCUAGAAAAAUCCCUAUUGGAUCUAUCCGAGGCAAAAGAAAAGUUCAUAAAUCUUCAGGUGGAAAAUGAUACGUUGGUUGCAAUUAUUUCUUCCUCGAAUGAUGAGAAAAAGGAACUUCUUGAAGAAAAAGAAUCGAAGAAUUAUGAGAUUAAGCAUCUUUCAUCUGAGUUGUGCAAUUGCAAGCACUUGGCGGCCACACUAAAGGCAGAAGUUGAGCAAUUGGAAAAAACUAUUGGUCCAUUGACAGAUGAGAAGAUAUAUCUUGUUGAAGAAAAAUAUAAGGUUGUGGGUGAGGCAGAGAAGUUACAGGAAGAAUUGGGCUAUUGUAAGACUUUGAUCACCCAGCAAGAGAUGGAAAAUUUAAACAUAAGGGAGGCGCUUUCUUUACUGACAGGCCAGCAGGUUAAGCUUGAAGAGGAUAACUUACCUCUCACAGAAGAAAAUGAGAAAGCACAUCUAGAACUGAGUGCUCAUCUGAUCUCGGAGACAUAUUUAUUGUCCGAGUAUUCCAAUCUAAAGGAAGGGUAUUCUUUGUUGAAUAAUAAACUCUUGAAGUUUCAAGCGGAGAAGGAGCGUUUGGUUGAGGACAAUGAUAAACUUACACAUGAACUUCUUACUCUUCAAGAGUGUAUGUCAACUGUACAAGAAGAGCGGACUCAUCUAGAAGUUGAGUUAGGAGAAGCAAUAGCGCGCCUUGAUAAAUUGGUUGAGGAAAAUACAUUUCUAACUAGCAGCAUUGAGGUAGAAAAAGCUAAAAUAGUAGACAUUGGUAGCAAGGAUGCUUCAGGAUUGAUCAAUCAGGACAUUUCUGAGAAACUUGGUGAAGGUUCAGAAGUCGAGGUUACAAGUGAACCGACUGCACCUUUUCUUGAAAAUACCUCCCAAAUUCCUGGUAAACAUUAUACAGAUUUGGAAGAGGUAAUGGUCAAUACUUCUGAGUUUUCUGCCUUGAAGAAGAAUUUGGAGAAGGGGGAGAAAAUGGUUCAGAAUCUCGAAGAGGCAAUUAAGCAGAUCCUCACCGAUUCUUCAUCGAGUAAAUCUAGCAACAAAGCUGCCACACCAGCAGUAUCAAAAUUGAUUCAGGCUUUUGAGUCAAAGCGGCAACCAGAAGAACAGGAAUCUGGAAAAACACAGUUAACUGGCGAUCAAUCAGAAGCAGAUGUUUCUGUGGAUGUGCAGAUUAGAAAUUUGAGAUGCUUGCUUGAACAGUUAGUGUUGAAUGGUAGGAACGUUGGUAUACAAUUAAAUCAAUUGAAUGAUGAAAGGAAUGUGACAAAUCAAAGACUCGCUGAGUUUAAUGUCGAGUUUGCAUCUCAUCAGGACCACAUUAAUCUUCUGGAGGCAGAUUGUAUUGAGAAUAAGAUUUCAUUUGAAGCUCUGAAGCAUUAUUCUUAUGAGUUGCAGCACAAAAACCAGGAACUUGAAUUUCUCUGUGGAUCAUUAAGGCUGAGAAAUGAUAGUAUCGGCGUAGAAAACACUGAGCUCAAUAAGAAGCUAAAUUCUUGCUUAUCAAGAAUUGACGAGCUUGAAAUUCAGCUGGAAAGCUUACAGCAGAAUUUAAGCAGCAUGUUGUCCUCAAUGGAAGAACAGUUACUGGCCUUGCAGGAUGAAUCUGAGAGGGCAAUGAUGCUAGAACAUGAAUUGACAUCAUCAAUGUCUGAAUUUGGUGAAGCAGUUGCGAGGCUUGAUGAUUGUUUACUCAGAUCUGGCACUUCUGGAGCUCAUGUUGGUUUUGAUAUGACCAAGCGCAUAUCUGGUUCUGUUGAUGUUGCUGUAAAGGUGAUUGACGACCUGGAGGAAAAACUAGAAGCUGCUUUUGCGAAGCAUGAGUCCUCCUCAAACAAAUAUGAGGAAUUGAAUCAGAGUUUCAACAUUCUGGUUGAGAAGAAUGAAUUUGCAACUGCUACAAUGCGUAAGGUCUAUACUGAUUUGAUAAAACUGAUUACUGAAUCAUGUGGGUCUUUGAAGAUGGCCAAUCUUGAAAGUGAAAAUCUAGCUGUUGCUGAUCCUUUCGAGUAUGGUAGUUGUGAGAAUCUGAUUGAGGCUGUGCAAAAAAUUCUUUCUGAGAGGCUCGAACUUCAGUCUGUGAUUGAUAAGCUACAGUCCGACUUGUUGAGUAAAUCAAACGAUAUGCAGGAACUGACGCAGCGAAGUCUUGAUUCCACUUCGCUCCGACAGUUAGUUGAGAAGGUUGAGGGUGUUCUGGAACUUGAAAGUGGUGGAAUUAGUUUAGAAUCUCCUAGUUCAUAUAUGGAGUUUGUGGUUUCCCAACUUGUUCAGAAGUUUAUAGAGACGGAGGAAUUGGCUAAUGUCAUCAGAAAACAGUUAGAGGCCAAGGAAAAUGAGUUAAUGGAAAUCCAGGAGAGUUUACUGCACCAUAAAACUGAAAUGGAUGAUCUCAGCGAGAAUUUAAGCCAGGCAGAGGAGUCCCUCUCGGUUGUGCGAUCUAAGUUACAAGAGAAAUCUAAUGAACUUGAACAAUCAGAGCAGAGGUUAUCAUCAACUAGAGAGAAGCUUAGCAUAGCUGUUGCAAAAGGAAAAGGUUUAAUUGGUAACCGUGACAAUCUCAAACAGUUGUUGGCUGAAACCUCUGCUGAACUGCAGAGGUGCUCAGAGGAAUUGAAAUUGAAGGACACAAGGCUUGUGGAAGUAGAAGCAAAACUUAAAACCUAUAUGGAGGCAGGUGAACGUGUGGAAGCAUUAGAAUCUGAGCUUUCUUACAUCCGAAACUCAGCUAAUGCGCUCCGAGAAUCUUUUCUUCUCAAAGAUUCUCUGCUUCACAGAAUUGAAGAAAUUUUGGAAGAUUUAGAUCUCCCAGAGCAUUUUCAGGCUCGAGAUUUACUCGAAAAGGUGGAGUGGUUAGCAAGAUCAGCUAACGGAAACUCUUUGCGCCCCUCUGAUUGGGAUCAGAAGAGUUCCGAUGGAGGUGCGGGAUUUGUUAUUUCGGACCCCUGGAGGGAGGAUGCACAAACUGGUACAAGUUCUGAGGAUGACUUAAGGAUCAAGUUCGAGGAGCUGAAGGGGAAGUUUUAUGGAUUGGCCGAACAGAAUGAAAUGCUGGAUCAAUCCCUGAUGGAAAGGAAUACUUUGGUUCAGAGAUGGGAAGAACUCCUGGAGAAUAUUGAUAUGCCUCCGCACCUACAGUCCAUGGAAGUGGAAAACAAGAUUGAGUGGCUUGCAAGUACGAUAUCAGAGGCUACACAUGGCAGGGAUACUCUCCAACAGAAGAUUGAUAACCUUGAAGCCUAUUGUCAAUCACUAAGUGCUGAUUUGGAAGUCUCGCAAAAGCAAGUAUGUGAUGUUGAGGCAAAUCUUCAGUUGGUUGUUAAUGAGAGGGUAAACCUUUCUGAAAGACUGGAAAGUGUGAAUUGUGAUCAUGAGAGUGUUUCUGUGAGGGUCAUUCACCUUGAAGCUGAAAAUGAAAAAUUGCAGAAUCAAGUUAAAGAUUUGCAUGGAAAAUUGGUUGAGAAACUUGGGAAUGAAGAACAUCUUCAGACUAUUGAAGGAGAACUAUUAGGUUUGAGGUCCAUGAUUGAUGAUGUUUUACAAGAAGAUGGCUUGCAGGAUUUGGCGUUAGCAAGUAAUUCUGAGACCUUGGAUGGAUUACUGAGAAAGUUGAUAGAAUAUUAUAAGAAUUUGGUGAAAUCUAGUUUGCCACCUGAAAGAGAUGACAACUUCUCUGAAACUCAUCCAUCAAAUGCUGAUGUUAGAAGCAGAGAGUCAAUGGGUGCAGAUGAAACAACUUCUCAUGGGCACCAGCCUGAAUUGACUGAUUCGAUUCUAGUUGAAGCAACAAGUAGAGACAUAGGAGUAGUAGAGACACCUGAUGUAGCUUCUCUAACGAAAGAUCUGGAGGAGGCACUGCAUGUUCAGAAGCUGACAAGAGAAGAGAGAGAUUUGUACAUGGAAAAACAGCAAUCCUUGGCUGCUGAAAAUGAGGCACUUGAUAAGAAAAUAAUAGAAUUGCAGGAGUUUCUUAAACAAGAGGAGCAGAAGUCAGCUUCUGUAAGAGAGAAGUUAAAUGUAGCAGUCAGGAAAGGGAAAGCUUUGGUCCAACAAAGGGAUAGCCUGAAACAAACUAUCGAGGAAAUGAACGCUGAGCUUGGUCGCCUGAAAUCAGAGAUUAUCAACCGAGACGAAAUGCUCUUGGAAAAUGAAAAGAAAUGUAGGGAGUUGGAAUCUUACACGCUGAGGGUAGAAGCCCUAGAGUCCGAGUGCCAGUUAUUGAAAAAUCAUUUGCAGGAAACAGAAAAUGGUUUGCAGGAAAGAAGUGGUACAUUGAGCAUGACAUUGAAUGCAUUAAAUAGCAUUGAUAUUGGUGAUGAAGGUGAUAGAAAUGAUCCAGUUCUGAAGCUUCAACGAAUCUCACAACUGUUUCGGGAUAUGAGUACAUCUGUGUCUUCUGCUGAGCAGGAGUCAAGAAAAUCUAGAAGAGCAGCUGAGUUGCUCCUUGCUGAGUUGAACGAAGUUCAAGAGAGAAACGAUAGUCUGCAAGAGGAGCUAUCAAAAUAUACAUAUGAAAUUCAGCAACUUUCCAGACAGAAGGAUGCAGCGGAGGCUGCAAAAGUUGAAGCCAUAUCACAGUUUGAAAAUUUAUCAGUGGCUGAGAAUGAAGAAAAGAAGAAGCUUUAUGCUCAAUUGCUGUCCUUUGCAACUAGUGUGAAUACUCUGAGGAAAAUACUGGCAGGUACCAACAAUUGCCUAGGUGAUAUUUUCACUAUUGAUAUGAAGUUUCUGCAUCAUCUGAAGGCAAAUAUGGAAUCAUGUGCGAAGCAAACGGGUACUAAUUUUUCUGGCUGGCCUCAACUCAGUACAGGAAAUUUUGUUGACAAGGAAUUCUUUUCACGCUUGAGUGCUGCUUGGUCUAACGUCAACUUGCAUGAGAUUUCAAGUGGUGGAAACAUAACCGAAAUUUGUGGUUCUCUCUCACAAAACCUUGAUCAAUUUGUGGCCGAAGUUAGCCUUCUCGAAGAGAAUGUAAGCAAGCACUUGGCAUCGUGGCAUGAACAGGUCAACAUUGUAUCCAACAGUAUCAACACCUUUUUCAAGUCAAUAGGAACGGGAACAGACUCAGAAAUUGCUGCUUUGGGCGAAAGAAUUGCCUUGCUUCAUGGAGCAUGUUCUAGCGUGUUGGUGGAAAUUGAAAGCCGUAAGUCUGAAUUGGUUGGAAAUGACAAUUUCAAUAUGAGUCGCCAUCAAGUAGAAGAAGAUUUUUCAUCCAUGGAAUCUAUCAGGUCCAUGGUAAAUAGGCUAUCUUCAGCUGUUAAGGAGCUUGUUGUAGCAAAUGCUGAGACUGUGGAGAGAAAUGAAAAGGAGAUGAAGGUAAUCAUUGCCAAUUUGCAAAGGGAGUUACACGAAAAAGACGUCCAAAAUGAUAGGUUGUGCAAUGAGCUUGUGGUUCAAGUUAAGGAAGCUCAGGCUGGUGCUAAAAUCUUUGCAGAAGAUCUUCAAUCUGCAAGUGCCCGGAUGCGUGAUAUGCAAGACCAGCUGGGCAUUUUGGUGCGGGAACGGGAUUCUUUGAAGGAGAGAGUAAAAGAGCUGCAAGAAGGGCAAGCCUCACACUCAGAAUUACAGGAGAAGGUCACAUCGCUUAGUGAUCUACUAGCUGCGAAAGACCAAGAAAUUGAGGCAUUGAUGCAAGCGCUCGACGAGGAAGAGUCUCAGAUGGAGGAUCUGAAACACAGGGUUACAGAAUUAGAACAGGAAGUGCAACAGAAGAACCUAGAUUUGCAGAAAGUUGAAGCUUCUCGUGGGAAGAUUUCCAAAAAGCUAUCAAUUACUGUGGAUAAAUUCGAUGAGCUCCAUCAUCUGUCUGAAAAUCUUCUUGCUGAGAUAGAGAAACUUCAACAGCAAGUGCAAGAUCGGGAUACUGAGGUUUCAUUUUUGAGACAAGAAGUCACUAGGUGCACCAAUGAGGUUCUUGCUGCUUCUCAGAUGGGCACUAAGAGAGAUUCAGAAGAAAUCCAAACUGUACUUUCUUGGUUCGACACGGUAGCUUCUCUACUUGGUCUUGAAGAUUCACCUUCCACUGAUGCUCACAGUAACAUAAACCACUACAUGGAGACGCUUGAGAAAAGGAUUGCGUCUAUACUAUCUGAAAUAGACGAAUUACGGUUGGUUGGACAAAGCAAGGAUUCGUUGCUGGAAGCUGAGAGGAGUAGAGUGGCUGAGCUCAGACAGAAAGAAGCAACUCUUGAGAAAAUAUUACAUGAGAAAGAAUCCCAACCAAACAUGUCAACAAGCUUGACUUCAGAGAUUGUUGAAGUGGAACCUCUGAUAAACAAGUGGACGACGAGUGGAACAAUCCCAUCACAAGUCCGGAGUUUGCGUAAGGGAAAUAACGACCAAGUCGCCAUUAGUAUAGAUGCAGAUCAAGCUGAUCAUAGCCAUAGCUUAGAAGAUGAUGAUGAUAAAGCUCAUGGUUUCAGAUCACUCUCUACGUCAAGAAUUGUUCCUAGGUUCACAAGACCAGUGACUAACAUGAUUGAUGGUUUAUGGGUCUCUUGUGACCGGACGCUCAUGAGACAACCUGCAUUGCGGUUAGGCAUCAUGAUUUACUGGGCGAUAUUGCAUGCUCUUUUGGCUGCUUUCGUAGUCUAA